Guillardia theta CCMP2712 is the source of this 780-nucleotide messenger RNA. RefSeq lists its product as hypothetical. NCBI's taxonomy places the organism in Eukaryota, Cryptophyceae, Pyrenomonadales, Geminigeraceae. The record is from RefSeq and is a predicted model, not a curated record. The coding region runs from base 1 to 780 and encodes 259 amino acids. The transcript is spliced from 7 exons.
AUGGUUCGACUUCGCGACAUCGCCACAACCCGCCUCCUCCUCCUCCUCGCCUUCCUCCUCGUGGCGAUGCCAUCCUGCGUAUUAACCGAGCCAGCAGAGGGAGACUCACAAAGUAAGGAAGGUUCCCACACUCAGGCUAAAGAUCAUCAUCAAGCUCCUCCAUCUCGUCCCAUCUCUACUCCGACGCCUGCAAAGCCAACCAUGUCUUUGCGCCGCAUCCUACCGAAGAACCUCAACGUCAAGGUUGUUGAUGUGGAUGUGGUGCAGCAGAUCGACUAUGGCCUGGAGACAAUCCCGUCAAUCGCAGCCUUUCUGACUAUCAAUCUUGCAUUGAAAUACCUGAUGAGACAAGUCCUGGGAAUCACCAAGUUUCCUCAUCCCCUGGUCGGAAUGUUCAUGGCGUUUGCGGGGUUGAUGUCAAUGAAAGAAAAGGACGCAGCGAAGGUUGUCUCCUUUUUCAAGCCAGGAUUGGAUCUGCUUACCAAUUUCCUCCCUGCCUUUUUCGCUCCUGGUCUGAUUGUCACACCGCUUGCGAUGAAGGACGUCUCUGCAGUAGACUUCACCAAGUUCCUUUCGGUUCUGGGGCUGGGAGGAUCAGGGCUCUACUUCAUAAUCGCCAACGUGGUGGCAAUUCUGCAGGAAAAAGGGAACAGGGAACAGAAAGCACAACCCCAGGCCCCAAAGAGGGCGGGGUUUAAGAGUUGGUUUUCACCUCAGUUGGAGAAGAUCUUCUUCACCCUGACAGGUUUGAGUUUGUUCGGCUUCGGCCAUGAUGAUUGA